Molecule: messenger RNA, 1821 nt
Organism: Sceloporus undulatus (fence lizard)
Lineage: Eukaryota; Metazoa; Chordata; Lepidosauria; Squamata; Phrynosomatidae
Gene: SUSD4
Product: sushi domain containing 4
Exons: 7
Coding region: 209-1342 (377 amino acids)
Biological process (GO): negative regulation of complement activation, alternative pathway; negative regulation of complement activation, classical pathway
Source: RefSeq, a predicted model, not a curated record
GCUGCGGCGCGGGCCGGGCCUCCCUCCUCUUCCUCCUCUUCCUCGGCUGUUCGCAGCACUAGCAGCAGCAGCAGCAGCAGCGCAGGGAGCCGUGGCGUCUGGAGGCUUGGCCAAGGAGCAAGGGGGAAGGAAAGGAAGAGCCCAGAGUCUCCAUGCAGGCGGGCAGCCCUCAGACCAUUGCAUUCUGGAUGCCCUUUGUGGAUAAAAGAUGUAUCAUGGAAUGAAUCCGAACAGCAGGGAUCCCUUCCUAGAAAAGCAAGAGCAAGAGCUGCAGCAGCAGCCACCUCCACCACUGUCCCUGCGUUCCCAGUCCAGGCUCUCCCUGGUGGUCUUGUGGUUCCAGCUGGCCCUGUGCUUUGGCCCUGCGCAGAUCACAGGCGGUUUUGAUGAACUCCAUGCUUGUGCAGAUCCUGGAUUCCCUGAAUAUGGAUAUAAGAUGCCCAGCGCAGGUGUUUUCUUUGAAAGCUCUGUAGUCCGGUUUCAUUGCCAAGAAGGAUACAGGCUUAAAGGUCCCUUCAAAAAGCUUUGUGAAAGACAUUUUAACGGCUCCCUAAGCUGGAAGCCAAGUGAUAAACCUGUGUGCCUACAAGAAGUUUGUCCACUACCUCCUACGGUGACUCAUGGAGAUUACAUUUGCCAUCCGCGGCCUUGUGAACAUUACAACCAUGGAACUGUGGUUGAAUUCUAUUGUGAUCCUGGCUACACUCUCACCAAUGAUUACAAAUAUAUCACUUGCCAGUAUGGAGAAUGGUUUCCAUCAUAUCAAGUAUACUGUAUCAAAACAGAACAAACCUGGCCAAAUACACAAGAAACUCUCCUGACAACGUGGAAGAUUGUGGCAUUCACUGCUACAAGUGUUCUUCUGGUGCUUCUGUUAGUCAUUUUAGCCAGAAUGUUCCAGACCAAAUUUAAAGCACGCUUUCUUCCAAGAGGUGCUCAGGAGAACUGCAACAGUGGACCUGACUUUGUGGUGGUGGAUGGUGUUCCUGUCAUGCUUCCUUCCUACGAUGAAGCUGUUAGCAGUGGCUUGAAUGCCUUAGCACCAGGAUGUAUGUCCCCUGCAGGCCAGGGGUAUAUUUUGCAGGCUGAUGAUCAAAACCCUCCAGCAUAUCCUGGGCCAGAUGAUUUGGACAGGUUGCCAGCAGAGUUUGAUACCUGUGACAGCAUUUCAGGAUCUUCUGAACUUCUUCAAAGUUUAUACACAUCUUCAGUGUGUCAGAUGGGAGCAUAUCCUGUCUCAGAGAGGACUGAUGCUAUUAACAGCACCACUGGGGAAGUAGCAUCUACCAGCCCAAGCAUUGACAUUGCAGAUGAAAUUCCAUUGAUGGAUGAAGACCCUUAAUCUACACAAAUCUUGCUCAUACUUUUGUGGAGGUUUGGGGAAAAUAUCAUGCACAUAUGUAUACAUACAUACCUAUAUAUCUAUAUAAAUCUCUAUAUAAAAACUGACUAAAGAUGGGGGAGGGUAUUUUCUGUUUUUAUAUAUCUUUCACAUUAUGAUGUCACCAGAUUCUGUAUGCAUAUCUUAAUCAACUUUGGAGGUUGAGAGCAUCAGCUAUUCAAAAGCAGCUUUACAAAAUGAAUCCUGAGGAUUUGAUGAGACUAGUCACUGAAAAAGAACAGUAAAUUCAUGGAUAGUGACGAUUGUAUCUGCAUCGCAGGAAGUUUUAACAACUCUUUAGAAACACCAGAGAGAGUGAUUUGUGGUACAGGUACAAAAAUGCCUAAUGAAACAUGUCAUAUUAUGUAAAUUUUGCUUUAUCAAAGCUGCUUCAUAUUUAUGAUUGCCCACAAUUUGCAAAAGAAUCCUAAUUUAUUUGG